UCAGCUACAGGUAACUGUUAGCAUCCGACGAGCUAACAGGUUUCCCUAACGUGUUUUGGCUGCUUGUCAUUGGAGAAGGGAAAUAUGAGAGGUUUGGAAAUGCACGGGAGAUGAAGCCGGCAUGUCCAGGGAAAUGGAUUUCAAACGGAACAGCCUCUGAAGAAGAGGAUAAGCUAACGUAAAGAAACCAGGAAGUGUUGUCGAAGCUCCCAGCAGCUGCACACACAAUGAGUGCCAAGUAUGGCCUGGUGGGCUACAACAGUUCACGGAAGCACAUUUCAAUCUCCAUACCGUCGUCCACGGAGGUGAUGUCACCACACAUAAAGUCCGUGGAGGAACUGAGGGUCCUGGGAAUCAACCUGAGCAGCUUCAGUGCCCCAACACAGUUCUUCAUUUGUGUGGCUGGAGUCUUCCUCUUUUACCUCAUAUAUGGAUAUCUGCAGGAGCUGAUAUUUUCCGUAGAGGGAUUCAAGCCUUUUGGUUGGUACCUCACUUUGGUCCAGUUUGGCUUCUACUCCAUGUUUGGACUGGUAGAACUUCAGCUCACACAGGACAAACGCAGAAGGAUACCAGGGAAGACCUAUAUGAUCAUAGCAUUCCUAACGGUGGGCACCAUGGGCCUGUCUAAUACCUCUCUGGGCUACUUGAACUACCCAACACAGGUCAUCUUCAAGUGCUGUAAACUCAUCCCUGUCAUGAUCGGAGGAGUGUUUAUACAAGGUAAACGCUAUAAUGUGGCUGAUGUGUCAGCUGCUCUCUGCAUGAGUCUGGGACUUAUCUGGUUUACGCUCGCUGACAGCAAAGUGGCCCCCUCCUUCAAUGUUACAGGUGUUCUUCUGAUUUCCCUGGCGCUGUGUGCAGACGCUGCCAUCGGAAACGUGCAGGAGAAAGCCAUGAAACUCCAUAAUGGCUCCAACUCUGAAAUGGUGCUGUACUCGUACUCCAUUGGUUUUAUCUACAUACUGACAGGUCUGCUCUGUUUGGGUGGGCUGGGACCAGCCGUAGCGUUCUGCUCAGAGCAUCCUGUGAAGACAUACGGUUACGCAUUCUUCUUCUCUCUUACGGGUUAUUUCGGCAUCUCCUUCGUGCUGGCCUUGAUCAAGCUCUUUGGCGCCCUGGUUGCAGUGACAGUAACCACCGGGCGAAAGGCCAUGACUAUCGUACUUUCCUUCAUGUUCUUCGCAAAACCUUUCACUUUCCAGUACAUUUGGGGCGGCCUUCUGGUGCUCUUUGGCAUCUUCUUGAAUGUUUACAGUAAAAACAGAGACAAAAUGAAGCUGCCUUCCUUCAACGACCUCAGGAGCUGGCUGCUGACAGGAAAGAAAGUCCGAUUUCUCUCACAAAACGUAUAGGAGGCACCCAUGGGCGUAGUUGGAAGUCCUGUGCAGGCACACUGUAUGUCUCUUCAGAUGUGUAGAGUUCAGAGGCCCUCCUGUCUCAGGAGAUAUGCUGAAGCAUGUGCCCCGGCUAUGGGCCUCAUCACCAUCGACUUUGAGCCAAGGAUGGGUAUACAGGGUCUGACUGCCAAUCAGCCUCACAAACGGCUGAAACACACUACAAUGGAUGAUGAAGUCACUGUUUCCUGUCUCCCACGCAACCAGUACACCAAAGGUGUAAUUCUGAUGGAAAACUGAAAUAAUCCAAACUAUCUGCAGCAAACUGAAGGAACUUUAUCUAUUUUUUAAAAAGAUGAUCAAGGCUAGUGGGUCAUUUUAAAGCAUUGUUACCAAGCCCCACAGAAACAUUCCCAACCUGGAGGGCCACCACCAAGGACUUAAAAAACUCUCUAAAGGGAAGCCAGCGCCUUAGCUAACCAAAUCGCACAGUUUUGCACUGGAAAAGACUUGUACACUUAAACCCUUCAGUGGUUUGAAAAGCUGAAAUGUUGGAAGGAAAGAGUACAGAACAACGUGUCAUGUCUGAGAUGAAUGUUUGUCCCCUACAUUAAUAAAAAAAAAAAUAUUGAUAAAAAGGCAUAUUUGCCACUGCAUGUGCCAGAAAGACAGAAGAUAAAAACGGAUUUACAUAAUUAUUGUCUUGAUGAAAGUGACUCUUUUUUCAUCGUUUAUUGGUAAUUAUUAACUGACUGUGCCCUAAAUCAUGAAAAUGUGUGAUCAUAUGGGGAUAUUUUGGAGAAGAAGGAGUUAUUUGCUCCACUGUACAUCAACAAUUCAACAUCAACUGCCAUAAUUUGCAAACCAUGUGUUUGGGUGAAAGGGUACCGCUCUUUUUACAAUAAAACAAAACAUGUUG
Messenger RNA from Scomber scombrus (Atlantic mackerel), 2253 nucleotides. It is a transcript of the gene slc35b3, whose product is annotated as solute carrier family 35 member B3. Gene Ontology annotation, molecular function: 3'-phosphoadenosine 5'-phosphosulfate transmembrane transporter activity. The record is from RefSeq and is a predicted model, not a curated record. The transcript has 10 exons. Lineage: Eukaryota; Metazoa; Chordata; Actinopteri; Scombriformes; Scombridae. Gene Ontology annotation, biological process: transmembrane transport. The coding region runs from base 228 to 1352 and encodes 374 amino acids. Gene Ontology annotation, cellular component: endoplasmic reticulum membrane; Golgi membrane.